AUGUCAUCAGUUCUUCGAACGAAUGCUCACGUUGAAGGGUUAUUCCGCAAAGCGGGUUCACAAACUCGGCAAAAAGACAUAAAGCGAUUAUUAGAUGCAGGUGGAUGUGUAUCAGAGGGCCAUCAUCCAAUAGAUGUUGCUAGUGUCCUGAAAUUAUAUCUUCGCUGUUUGCCUGAGCCCUUAAUCAGUGCAGAAGUGCAAGAUUUACUUUUAAGAUGUAGAGUGACUGCUGGGGAAGAUGGCCUUAAACCAAUGCUACAUACUCUAUUACUAUUACCAGUAUUACAUGUCCAUUUGCUUCAUUACAUCAUGGAGCUCCUUAAUUUUAUUGCAUCAAGACACAAGGAAAACUUAAUGGACUCAUCAAAUCUCGCCAUAGUGAUGGCUCCCAGUAUUAUGCCCUUACCUGCAGCAUCAUCAGCUCAGAGGCUUGAGCAUCAUGUUGCGCUUGUUAAGAUGUUCAUCGAAAACUCCCAACACAUCGGCCUGUUGACUGACGACCUCAUGAGCCAGUUGGACGAUGAAUCAGACGCGUACCAGUCGAGAAGGAAGAAGAGGCGUAGCGGUUCUCUUAACCGAAUGCUCAGUGGCUUACGCAAGAUGGUGUCCGGAAAUACGAACACACCAGCGACAGUGCCAGAGAAUGGUAAAACACCUAUCAUAAGCAAGUCGGCGUCGAAAAGGAAAUUGGAGGGUUAUGAAGGCCUUUCUGCGAAAAUAAAGAAAGAAGUAACGAAAAACCUGCCUCAAAGGGAGUUGUCUUUCACGCCAAUGAAAAUGGGUAUUACAGAACGAAAGAGGCUACGACUAAGUCUCAUGGAUGUACGAGGUACGCCAAUCGUGAAAACCGAGUUAAAUUCUCACAAAAAUUCUGAAACCAGCGUCAGCAGUGAAGACAUGUUGACUUCCUCUGAAAAUUUGUUCAGUGCCCACGACACUAUAGACCUGUCACCCGAAAUGAAAAUAACGGAUAAGGACUACGUGAGGAUAUCCAAGCAAGAGUACGAAGAAAUCAAAAGCAGAGUGUCCGCAAUCGAAAAUAGACUGUCUAGAGAAUUUACGGACGUAAUACCGAGGGUGCAGCCUUUGCAGCACGUUCAGAAUGCGUACGAACAAACGUUAGAGGAGGUCGCUAUGUUGAACUGCCCUAACUCGGAACAUCUAGCGCGCCGGCUGAGCAAAGAACUGAAGAUUCGACCUAAGGAACAAGCUAAGAUAAUACGCUCCCCCAGUGCGAGGAAAAUAGGCUCAAUCAGGCGCCGAUCUAAGGAGAACAUCAUCAAAAUUGUUAGGCACAAAUCGUGGAACGCGUCGACACAUUCGCAGGCCAGUCAUGAUUCGGACAGAUUUUACCCCUACAGCGGAAUGAUUCCGAGGGAGACAACGAGCACAGCAAAACCUGUAUCGGCACCAAAAACGCCGAACGCCACGGAUGAUUGGGACAUCUCUGCAUCGGACCACUCAAUAAAUAACACCUCGAAUUCCGCUCAAAAGUAUAGGCAACGGAAGCGAAUUAGUCUCGCGCCCGAUUACAACUUGGACAAGACAAUAGGCAAGUCCCAAGCCAGGAGAUCGCUAAACAUUACCUCGAACAGCUGGGACGGUACCGCCUCCGAGAACUCUCUAAACGGCACCAGCGCAUUUUUUAUGGACAAAACGGGCGAGUUGGAGAGCAGCGGUGCCUCGGGGCGUCCGUCGGUGAACAAGCUGCGGCAGCAGAACGCUGGCGCGGUGCUAGCCAAAGCGAAGCUUUUCGAAUCCAGCUCCGACAAGUCGUCGGAGGGUAACGAUAAAACUGCCCAUUCCGGUUUCGCGCGGAAGCCACGCACAAACGCCCAAUGUCAGAGCAGACCUCAAAAAUCUACUGCAAGCACGAAGUCCAAGGUUCCUUCAAAUUUCAACUCAUCACCUAAUAUCCCCAGUCGAUUUAACAGAAUAGACUGCAACAGUAAGAACACCUUGCGACCCUAUCCAACAACAAAUCAAGGAAAAGAAGAGGCUAGGCGAACUCCCAAAAAAGGGGUGAAAACGCGCGGUGCCGUCGACCCCGGCCGCGUCGACGCAGCUGUCCUGUGCCCAAAA
Messenger RNA from Iphiclides podalirius (scarce swallowtail), 2082 nucleotides. Lineage: Eukaryota; Metazoa; Arthropoda; Insecta; Lepidoptera; Papilionidae. The record is from the annotation of a GenBank genome assembly.